CAUGGAGGAGCUGAGAGGCUUUCCUCAUGUAAAAAGAAGUUGAUCAUAGAGCAUGUUACAAGGAGGAAAAAUGAUGAAUGGAAAAAGGGUUACAUAAAAAAGAAGAGCAAAAGAGAGAAAAGCAAUUACAUUUGUAAAGAAGAUAGUCUAUUUGAGGAGAAAUUACCAUCAAUAUUGUGUGCACCAUGUAGUCAUUUACAUCGUCAAUCAUACCUACUCGUUCUGGAAACUUAUUCAUCAAAUAUUUAUCUUGAGAUACUGCUACAGAAAUGAGCUGUUAUGAUUAUCGACGUGUACCAUGCUGUAUAGGAUAUAAUUUUUUUUGGUGAAGAUGCUCCAACCAAUUGAUUUAGUCCAGCAUAAAUUAGCCCACAAGAUGAAGUGUAGGAGACCAUGAGGAGCCCGCAAGAAGCCCUGAUUUUUCUUCCAAAAAAAAAAAUCAUAAAUUUCUUUCAUGCCACAUAACCGUUGAUCCUAACGUUUAAUCAAUAUCUUUCUAUGAUAUUAUUUUUAUUUAGAUAUUUAUGUAAUAUUUUAACUUAUUUUCUUAUUUUUAUUUUUUUUCCACUAGAGUUCGUUGCAUUUCCAGUCUUAUCUUGUGCAAAUCGUAGUGUUUAGUGCGGUGGCCGCCAGAAAGGAGGGCGAGGAUGGCGUUCUCAUCUAUGCGGGCUUGGGUUCCAUCGCCUCCCCCAGUGGCCGGAAAGGACUCCGUUGACAGACUGCAACAUGUGGUUAGAUUUCCCGACAAAGAUUUCCAGGCAAGAAGCAAAAUUAGACCAGUGAAGCUUGUAGACAACAUAUCACGAAGAGAUGCAAUGACCUGCUUGUCUGCUACCCUGUUGGCAACCUUCAUAAGGACUGAGCCAGCUGAAGCUCGUUCCGUGAAGCCAGAGACUCGAAGAAAAAUCAGGGAGAAGCUCGACAAACUUAGAGAGAAAGCAGGAGUACCAAAGAAGAAGACCGAGUCAAGCCCUGACAUGAAGGAUAGACUGCCAACCAGUCCACCAGACAAUUUGAACUUACCUUUGGCUGAGGCAACCCUUUAAACCUGCCUUUCACUUUUGUUGUCUUUAGGGUUCCCUUGACUUAGUAUGACCUUGUAAUAAUAUAUAAUUGUUAAAAUUGUUAGAUGUUUUGCGACUUGUAAUCGUGUUAUCAACAUUCCUGAUGCUUAUUGAAUUCACUUUAAAUGCUGAUAAUAA
Elaeis guineensis (African oil palm) is the source of this 1202-nucleotide messenger RNA. Lineage: Eukaryota; Viridiplantae; Streptophyta; Magnoliopsida; Arecales; Arecaceae. The record is from RefSeq and is a predicted model, not a curated record.